AUGGCCACCAACAAUGCGCCGGUCGCUAGAACAGGAAGAGCGAGACGUACGCUGGGCAUCUGCCUCUUGCUUAUGGUCGUUGUGCUGUGGACAGCCUCGAACUUUCUCGGAAGUACUAUCUUUGCCGAUGGCACAUAUUCAAAGCCCUACUUCGUCACAUACAUGAACACUUCCUUGUUCACCCUGCCUCUUUUCGCGAUUCUACUUACGCGGACGUGGAAUCUGCGGCAGGCCAAUAAAUUGCAGCAUAUACAUUCGUUCUCGAGUUUGCUACGCCAUUUGGAUUCCGAUGACCCGAAGGCAGAGGAACAGCGAAGUUUGCGUCGUGGCUCUUUUGACGAGGACGAGCAUGUUACGGAAGGCUACAAUAUUGGAAAUGAAGCGCAGUCAGCCCCAGAAGGACGGUUAGGCUUGAGGGAGACUGCGAAGCUGAGCUUCCAGUUCUGUCUUCUUUGGUUCUCGGCCAACUACUUUGCUAUGGCAUGCCUACAGUAUACUACUGUGGGAAGCACGACAAUCUUAACUUCAACGAGCGGUGUCUGGACUCUGCUCUUUGGCGCGCUCAUGAAGAUCGAGAAAUUCACUUUCCGCAAGUUUCUCGGCGUGCUUGCCUCUUUGAUCGGUGUCAUCUUGAUCUCGCGCGUCGAUCUCACAAAGCCUGAAUCAGAUGCUUCUGCUGCCGGAGAAGGAAACUUCCCACAUAAGACCUCUGGGGAAAUCGCCCUGGGCGACGCUAUGGCAGCCUUCAGUUCCCUUUUGUACGGCCUGUACACAGUAGUGAUGAAGAAGCAGGCAGGGGACGAGUCGAGGGUGAAUAUGGCCCUUUUCUUCGGACUGGUAGGUAUGUUUAACGUGGUGCUGAUGUGGCCUGGAUUUAUCAUCCUGCAUUUCACGGGUGUGGAACCCUUUGGAUUUCCCGAGACGAAACGCGUAUGGACAAUUGUCCUGUGUAACGCCGCCUCCUCCCUCUUCUCUGAUGUCUGCUGGGCUUAUGCCAUGCUGCUCACCACACCUUUGGUCGUUACUGUUGGCCUAAGCUUGACCAUCCCUCUGUCCCUCGUUCUGCAGAUUUUCCUGCAAGGACAGUACGCAAGCGCGGUGUAUUGGCUUGGGGCUGCGAUUGUGUUCUUAUCAUUCUUGGUCAUUAACCACGAAAGCAAGACUGCAGCGGAUGAUGCUCCCGGUGAGAUGCGCAGGCCGACAUCUGCCGAGUAUGAAAGCAUCCCUCGAGAGGAUGACCCGCAUCAAGCGUGA
This is a messenger RNA of Penicillium chermesinum, 1254 nucleotides long. RefSeq names its product DMT family transporter. The record is from RefSeq and is a predicted model, not a curated record. The transcript has 6 exons. Gene Ontology annotation, cellular component: membrane. Bases 1 to 1254 code for a protein of 417 amino acids. Gene Ontology annotation, biological process: regulation of peptide transport. Lineage: Eukaryota; Fungi; Ascomycota; Eurotiomycetes; Eurotiales; Aspergillaceae.